Molecule: messenger RNA, 4162 nt
Organism: Pantherophis guttatus
Lineage: Eukaryota; Metazoa; Chordata; Lepidosauria; Squamata; Colubridae
Product: CDGSH iron-sulfur domain-containing protein 2A
Biological process (GO): autophagy of mitochondrion; regulation of autophagy
Cellular component (GO): mitochondrial outer membrane; intracellular membrane-bounded organelle
Molecular function (GO): 2 iron, 2 sulfur cluster binding
Source: RefSeq, a predicted model, not a curated record
CCCCACCCCGCAGGUGACGCGCAUGCUCCGUGGCCGGGAGAGCCACUGCUUCUGUGCGGGGAAAGAAAGAAGGGCAAAAGUCCGAGGCUGGCAUGGAAGUCCGCCGCGCGAACCGGAGGUAGCCCAGCAGCGUCCAGCCCGGCCCCGCCCCGCGGAACCCUCGCCCGGCGCCAUGGUGCUGGAUAGCUUGGCCCGCAUCGUCAAAGUGCAGCUGCCUGCUUACCUCAAGCGCCUGCCGCUGCCGGAGAGCGUCGGCGGCUUCCUGAGACUCUCAGUUUCAGAAUGGCUGCGGUUAUUGCCUUUCCUGGGUAUCCUUGCUCUGCUCGGAUAUCUUGCUAUUCGUCCAUUCCUUCUCAAGAAGAAACAGCAGAAGGACAGCUUGAUUAAUCUCAAGAUCCAGAAGGAGAAUCCCAAAGUAGUAAACGAAAUCAACAUUGAGGAUCUAUGUCACACUAAGGCAGUGUAUUGCAGAUGCUGGCGCUCUAAAACAUUCCCUGUCUGUGAUGGCUCUCACAACAAACACAACGAGUCAACGGGAGAUAAUGUGGGCCCUUUAAUACUCAGGAAAAAGGAAGUCUAGCAAACUCCUAAAUAUGCUGUGACUAAAAGGAAGUCCAUUUGUAUAUGUAUAUGUCGGGCUUUCAGUCUUGUAAUAAUCAUAGGGUUAUAUUUUAGUAUAUUUUUAGAUUAUAUUAAAUUUAUACUUUGUGCUAGAUGUUUGGUAAUGUGUUUUAUAUAACAAAAAUGUACUAUAUCUAUGCUUUGUAAUCAUAGCAGAAUUAUUUUUCCCAGAAGUGCAGGAAAUGUAACAAAUAUUAGAUAGAUGAUAGAUAGAUGAUAGAUAGAUAGAUAGAUAGAUAGAUAGAUAGAUAGAUAGAUAGACAGACAGACAGACAGACAGACAGACAGACAGACAGACAGACAGACAUCCCUUUAUUCUAACUACAGUGUAUCAACACUACAGAUUUAACAGAUUUUAAACAAGUUGGGAGUAUUCCCAGACUGCCACAAAACUGGGAAUUUUUGGAGGUUGUCAAAGAUGGUAAUGAUUUUGGUCUUAUGUGGGUUUAGGAAUUUGCAUGCAAGCCGGUAGCUCAGUUUGAAAAUUGAGUGUGUACAGGAAUCACUUUUAUACAGAACUUCAGAUAGCCUUCUUUGAUAAUGAUUAGAGAUCUACAAACUAGGAGUAGAGUGUUUUCUGCUUUUCAGAAGUGAUACAGAUUAUAUAUAAUUGGCUUGUCUGUGAUUUAGAAAUUAUAGCAUUAUGUAUUUAUAUUUUGAAAUAUAGAACAGUUCAGUCUGAGAACUAUCUUAUUUGCAAAAUUCAUGAUGUUGAGUAAUAACUGGCUGCAUUAAAUGAACUAUAGUAAUUAAACUAUUUGCUACUAAACCAGAUCUUCCCUUAAACAAAUUAGUUCAUGUUACAUGAACAGUAUAGCACUUUGAACUUCAAAUAAUCUAAUGCUUUCCCCCAUAUUUUCCAGUUCUUCUUGGCAUGUGUAUCCAAUCUACCUAUACAUCUUGUACAUAGUUAAGUUCAGAUUCCCAUGUGCAAGAGUAACAUUAGGUGGUCAUGGUCCACAUUUUACAUAGUAUUAAGCUGUAUGUGCUAGAAAAUAUCAUUUGCUCCAAAGGACCCAGGCAAACAAACAAGGGUACAGCAAAUGAUGCUAGAUUAAAGUGUAUACCAACUAUUUAUUCUGUUAAAGAAAUGGGCUGAAAUCAAAACAUUCUUAGACAUUGUAUAGUCACAUAAAAUGUAAAUUCCUUUUCUCCAUCCUCCUGACCCUCUAGGAUUUCUCCAUGAACAGAAUCCAAUUUUCUAACAAAGCAGUUUACAUUGUUAGUUUCCUAUCUGGUGAAGGGGUUGUUUGUAAAACUUAAAUUUUAUAUCUGGUGUCCCAAAUAUUUCCAUUAAUUCUGUAAGUCCCUUGUCUGCAUACUUAACCAUGUAAGAACUAUUGCUAGAAAUAUACAAAUGCUUACUAUCAGUUUCUUUCUAGAGAAAAAUACUGCAUUUCUGCUUAAAAACACACAACUGAGAUUCUUUUUUUUAUCACUUGGUUUUUUAAAAAGCAAUGUUUGCAUUUUUUAUAUUUCUGAUCAUGAAGAACAAGGAUCUUUCUUGAAAUGUAUGAUACUGGAUCAGGGGCGGGUUUCAAAACCCGUCGCUACCGGUUCGCUUGUGGGUAUGUGCGCACUUGCACGUGCUGCUUCUGCGCAUGCACAGAAGCGUCUGGGUGGGUGGGCGGAGCCUCCCCAAUCCGGGGCGAACCGGUAGCAAUCCACCACUGUAUUGGACAAUGAUAUGAACUAUGAACUGGAGGAAAUUUCAGGUUACAAAAUGAUAAAUAAGGUAAAGAAAUAUGUAACAACUCCCAGAAUUCCUCAGCCAAUCCACAUUUUUAAAUUGUCAAGGUUGAAAAACACUGAUCUAUCUAUGUGAGGGGAAAAGUGUAGGUAGCUAAGCCAAUGAGCUAGUUACCUACUAUGAUUUUUACUAUCGCUGAAAAUGUUCUCCAGGAUAACAGGAAAUGAGAUAAUUUUCAGCUGGUAAAAUAAUGAUGAAGAACUGAGUUGUGAGAUGUCUCAUAAAAAAGGUCCCAAUGUAGUUUUCCUUUGAAGAAGAGAAUAAUUCCAAGAAAUGCCACCAUCAAUGCUGUUUACAAACCUUUCUCAAACCACCAGAACAAAGGUUCAAGAGUUCUGGGAGACUGAUAAAUGAAAUACACAAGAAAAUCCAGUGCCAAGAAUAUUACUUAUUUUUAGUGACUCCUAUCUACAUUUAGCAGCCAGCCAGCCAGUGAGUACAUGCAAAAAACCAAAUUAUCAUCUUUUUCCAAGGUUUUCCAUCCGUCCAAUCCGGUCCAACAGAUUGGACAUGCUGCAGAUAGUAUUUAUGCUGUAGCCUCUGCCUUAUGGGGUAUUCAGUUCAGUUCAGUUCAGUUCAGUUCAGUUCAGUUCAGUUCAGUUCAGUUCAGUUUAGUUUAGUUUAGUUUAGUUUAGUUGUCAUUGCACCUCGGACAACAAAAUUAAAUGCCAUCUUCAGUGGAGAUUAGAAUGGUUUCCAACCCUAUUGGCUUUUUGCAAAGCUUUAAAAAUUUUGUUAUGUCUGGGGCUCAGAAUGUAUUAAGGGCCCUAAUACUUGGCUUUAUGAUUAGUUUAUUGACAAUCAGAGCUAUUAUUUGAGCUUAUUUAUUUUGUGGGUAUUUUUAUUAUUUUAAUGUUUUUAAAAUUGUUUUGUUUAAUAAUUUUAGAAUUGUAAGCCACCCAGAGUCACUUAAUUGAUUUGGGCAACUACAGAAAUUAAAUAAAUAAAACCUCACUUCUACAAAAAAAACCAACAUAAACCCUUCCAUGCCUUAUUAUAGCAAAUGGUUUCAACAGUUUACAUGGGGAUAAGGGGGCGUCUUGUGUAAUGUUCCUGUAUUUGUAUAAGAAAUCUUGAACCUCUGACUUCUAAACUGUCUGACAAUCCUGACAUGGUUCUCAGAACCCUGGAAUGGAUUUGGACUAUUUUUUUGUGUUCUCUUGUUUAAAAAAAACCACUUCAUGCAAGUUUCUGUUUUGGUUACAUUUUUGGUCACUGUUUUAUCUCUUCAGCCUGGAAGUAAAACUGCUAAACUCCACAGCAAUUGUGUGUCUGUGAUUGAAACUUGAAGCAGCACAGGUUGUCCUGGCAGCAAAACAAAUGCCCAACUUUGCUAUAGACCAUAAGGACACAAUAUGUAAUUAGGGGGAACAAACUGUAUAAUUGUUACCUGAUCUGCUAUUCAUUAUCAAUUCAAAUAAAAAUGCUGAAAUUGUGUGAAGGUUUAAUAAGAUAGUGAAUAAAAUGUGUGUCUGUGUGUGCAUGAAAUGAAUUGACAGUACGUAUUUGGUCUAAAUUAAUAAAAAUAGAAAUUGUUUUGUUGCUAUCAAAUCAUGUGUUACUUCCUAGUGACUAUAUGGAUAGAUUUUCUCCAAAUGAUUUUCUCAUCAACUUGGCUUUUAGGUCUUUCGCUGUUGUCUACCUAUCUCCCACUUAGACUUGUCUUCAACUCAUAUUUUCCAGUCCCUUUAUUGAGCAGCUACUCUGGUAAGGCUUGGAGAGUAGUUGGGAACGGUGUAUAUGUUAGUAAAAUUUUGCUAUAGUGUAACCAAUAAAAUUGGCUUAACAAAA